AUGACAAACGACUACAGCAAGAAGACCAAUGCCGAGCUGGUCGAGAUCCUCAAAUCCCGAUCGCUUCCCCACACUGGCAAGAAAGCCGACCUGGUCGCCCGCAUCCAGCAGGACGACGAGGCGAAGUCCGCGGAAGCUGCCCCAGCUCCAGCUACUGAGACCGCGAAACCCGACGCCGUCGCCGAGGAUGUCAUCGACUGGGAUGAUGAUGUUCCCGCUGAGACUGCGAAACCUUCCACAGAGGCUUCCGCGACUGCCAUUGCCGCUGGCGGCAAGGGUCCGGUGGCCAACCCCGUCGCUGUCCCGAAUCAAAAGCUCGACAUCGACCCCGCUACGACCAACGACUUGAAGGUGGAAUCGGCAGGCGGCGUCGAUACUGCGGCUGCACCCGAGGCUGAAACCGCGCCUGCUACAGAGGCCGAGAAGAAGCCGGCUGUGGAUUACACUCGUGGUCUUGCAGCUACCGACCUAGAGGCAGAAUUGGCAAAGCGCAAGAAGCGCGCUGAGAAGUUUGGCAUCGUUGAAGAUGAUGAGACUGCUCGGAAGGAGGCUCAGAAGCAGCUAGAGCGGGCAAAGCGCUUUGACACCGGCGGUGAAGCCCAAGCUAGUGCCAGUGUUAGUGUCAAGGGUCUUGACGAGGCUCUUCCCGACGAACGCUCUCGCAAGAGAGGCCGCAAUGAGCAGGGUGGUCGUGGAGGCAAGCGACGUGACGUUGGCCGGAACCGCAACCGCCGUGGAGAUGGUAACCAGAACCGCAAUGGUGGUGGAGAGAGCGCGAAUAGCGGGAAGAGUGGACAGAGCGGACAGAGCACGCAGCAGAAGAGCUGGGGUGAGAAGGACCGCCUGGCGAUGGAAGCUCGCAAGAAGCGUUUUACAGCCGCCAAUUAA
Penicillium daleae is the source of this 888-nucleotide messenger RNA. RefSeq names its product SAP domain-containing protein. The coding region runs from base 1 to 888 and encodes 295 amino acids. Gene Ontology annotation, cellular component: nucleus. The record is from RefSeq and is a predicted model, not a curated record. The transcript has a single exon. NCBI's taxonomy places the organism in Eukaryota, Fungi, Ascomycota, Eurotiomycetes, Eurotiales, Aspergillaceae. Gene Ontology annotation, biological process: poly(A)+ mRNA export from nucleus.